AACUUGCAUUCGGAAAAAAUUUACAAAAUUUUUAUGAAAUUUUAAAAGAAACAAAAACUUUAAUUUCUAGCGUCUAGAAAGAAGUGAUUGGCAACAUUUAUCGCAAGGUUUCUCAUUUAAGUAGUGGUUCUGAAACACGUGUAACUGUUGGUUGCAAGGUUAGAGUGCUGUUGGUAGUGUACUGUACAGCUGUUCGGCGUUGGAUAUCACAACUGAGUGGAUUGUUAAUUGACUCUAACGGAAGAACCACAUUUGUCACACACACUUAAAAGAAUCAUAUUCUGAAUUGAAUAACAUUAUAAUGGCAACUAAAGUAGCUGUAGUAACUGGGGGAAACAAAGGUAUUGGUUUUGCUAUUGUUAAGGCACUCUGUCAAAAAUAUGAUGGGCAUGUCUAUCUAACAGCUCGUGAUGAACAGAGAGGAAAAAAUGCUAUAGUUGAACUUGAGAAACUGGGAUUACAACCAAAAUUUCAUCUACUAAAUAUUAGCAGCUUAGAGAGUAUUUGUCAAUUUCGUGACUACUUAAAACAGAAGUAUGAUGGUUUGGAUGUUCUUGUAAAUAAUGCUGCUAUUGCAUAUAAAGUAGCAUCUACAGCUCCUUUUGCUGAACAAGCAGAGAACACAGUGGGAGUAAAUUUUUUUGAUACUUUAAAUGUAUGUAAAGAAUUGUUUCCACUUUUGAGACCACAUGCCAGGGUUGUGAAUGUAUCCAGUUCAGCUGGAAUGUUAUCUAGAGUUGGUAGUGAAGAACUUCAGAAGAAAUUCUCUACUCCAAAUUUAACAAUAGAAGAACUAUGCUCAUUAAUGAAAAAAUUUGUUGAGGAUGCAAAGAAUGGUGUUCAUCAAGAAAAUGGUUGGGGAAAUUCUGCAUAUUGUGUAUCUAAAGUUGGGUUAUCUGCUUUAUCAUUCAUAUAUCAAAGACAAUUUGACAAAGAUGCUCGUCCUGAUCUAGUUAUUAAUCCUGUAAGUAAAUUUUAA
This is a messenger RNA of Centruroides sculpturatus (bark scorpion), 979 nucleotides long. RefSeq names its product carbonyl reductase [NADPH] 1-like. NCBI's taxonomy places the organism in Eukaryota, Metazoa, Arthropoda, Arachnida, Scorpiones, Buthidae. Gene Ontology annotation, molecular function: carbonyl reductase (NADPH) activity. The transcript has 6 exons. The record is from RefSeq and is a predicted model, not a curated record. Bases 302 to 979 code for a protein of 225 amino acids.